AUGGACAGAUUCUGGGAGUUGAGCAAAUUGUGCAGCAGAGAUGCUGCACCCAAUAGGGAGCAAUGUGAGGAUUCCACCAAGAGAGAAAGGACAUUGUGGGAAUGUGUGUUGCUGCUGCUACCUCCCCAGCUCUGUUCCCUGAAGCUCCUGGCAUUGGCCAGAAGUGAGUCAGGCCCCCAAGCUGGCACUGGGGCCUGUGGAGCAGUUUGGGUUUGUUGUGGUUUUCUAUGCCAAUGGUUAGCUCCCGGCCCUGCUGGUGGCUGGACCGUGGAACGUCGGGGCCUGGGUGUCCACUCGCGCUCCAGCCGCCGCCCUAGCACCUUUCAAAAGUCGCUGGAGGCCCCGCGAUCCCCGCUGCCUCGGUGGGGCUCCCAGCUCGCUCGCCGGCCCCUGCAGCCCUCUCUCCUAGGCUUUCUCUGUUCAGCCCACCCCCGUAAGGUGCAGGAGCCAGGUCUGCGCCGGCAGAGGAGCCCCGAGGCCACCCCGGAGCCUUGGCGCCUGGCUGCCCCGCCUGGACCAGCAAGUGUCUCUCCUCAGCCAGUACGCGAGCCUUGGCGAGGCCGCAAAGGCGGCCGCAUUGACGUCCACUCAGCACCCUCAAAGUGCCUUCCUUCAGAAUCAGAUGAAGAAGCAAAACUUCUUGGCCACUAUGAAAACUCUGAUGACAACAAGGAAAACUUCAGUAAGAUUAAUUACCAAAUAGAAGAAAAACCUAGAAAACUCAAUAAAGAGUGGAAGGCUCAUCUGAACAGUCAGCAUUCACAACUGUGUAAUGACAGAGAAGACAUGAUAGGUUUAGAAAGCCAUAGUCUUUUGAAGAAUGCUUCAAACAUUUCCAGCACUUCAGCUUUUAAGAAGUACAAACAAUUUAAAAACAAAAAUCUUGAGAAUGAUAUAAAAAGUAGUCCGGAGCAAAAUGAACCAACCAAAAAUGAUAAUGGCCAGAACCAAGCUUUUUCUCUUUCAUCUCUGUCUUUAUCUAUUAUGGAAAAGAAAGCAAAGGUGAAAAAAGCUUCUCAGAAAAGCAAUAGUCAAGACCAGCUGCCAGAGAAAAAUUUUGGAAAAGUUUGUAAAAGUCCCAAACUAUCAAAGAAGAGUAAAACCAAGACCAGACCAUUCCGUCAGCACUUGCAUGACCUCCCAUCACAAGACUCUUACUUAAAUGACAGUGAUGAAGAACAGAUAGCCAGCAUUUCUAAAAACAGCAAAGAUGGUAAACCCUUGUAUAAACGUAAAGGUAUUAAUUCUGCAUUAUGUUAUUUUGAAGAUAGCAUCCUAACUGGUUUUAAGAAGUGUAGGAAAUCACAUAAGGGAAUCUCUAUCAGGAAAGUACAAAGGGCUAAAACCCCUGAAACAAACAGGUAUCACCAAAGUGUCCUAGAACCUCUUCUGUCAUCAAGUCCUAUUACCCUGGAAUUAAAAAAUUAUGACUCAGAAGAGGAAUUCUCUACAGGAAGCCUGUCAGAGAAGAGGGAUUCUUUAACAGUGAAGUCAAGCACUGAAGAAAUGUGCAGCAGUUUUGAUCAUAGCCAAGAUAUUUUUUUAACACAGAGGUCUUUAUCUUCAGAGCAUGUUUCCAAUAGUUGGAACAGCUCUUUGUCUUCACCAGCUCCCAAACGGGCCAAGAAUGGAAGUAGUGAAUGGAGCGAUAAACCCACCCAUUCUCCAGAUAAUUUGUCACGGUUAUCUUCAAGUGGAGAAAUUGUCCCAAAUGGAGAAAUCAUUCCAGAUGAUACUAAUCUUUCUCAGAAUAAUUUGAAAUUCUUUGAGAAAAUCAGAAAAUAUUCAAGUACAAAAGAGAAAGCCAUUCAGACAGAGGAUUUCUUUGGUUCCUCAGGAUUAGCUACCUCAUUCCUCUUAAGAAAAGAAGUAGAUUUAUAUGAAAAACCCCUGGACUUGACUUUGCCUGGGAGAAGCAGGUCUUGGGUCAAUAGUGCUGAGAAUGUUUCCUGUGCCAUGUUGGCUGCUGGUGAUGGGGUUCACUUAAUUUCUGAAAAUGUUUCUGAGACUAUUUGUUCUGUAGAAGAUCAAACAAUAGGUUCAGGGCUAGCAACUGCUGUUCUUAGUGAAGACAGUGAGAAGUGUGUUUGCCAUCAGCUGAGAAAAUCAAAUGAGAUAAAUUAUAUUCAGACAAAACUUAAUUCAUCCUUUUUCUUUAAAAUGAAAGAUGAACCAGACACUAACAUUCCUAAAGAAUCUUUAGCAAAAUUAAAGAACCAAAUAAAAAAAUAAUUCUAUAUAGAAAUUGAACAGAAAUAGUAGACACACAGUUUUAAGGCAGUUAUAUAAUUUGCAUGUUCCUAUAUAAUAUUUUGCAUUCAAGAAAGAUGGAAUUUCUCAUUUAAUUAUAAAUGUAUAUUCUUCAUAGGUUUAAGAAAACAGGCUGAGGAGUUGACAACUUAACUUCUUUGUGAUUCUAAAGGGGAAUUUGAACCAGUGUAGAUACCUAAAACAGAGAAAGCCAAAGCCUGCUCCAAUUUUGAAUUAGAAUGUACUGUAUUAAUAUUAGUCCUUUAUAUUUCCAAGAAGUAAAAGUGAUAAUGCCCACUGGGGUUAUGUCUAUAAUACAUUAAAAAGCUGAGAUGAUAGUGGAAAAAUUAAGUCAGUCACCCAGUGUGUGGACAAGACAUCAUCAAAGAUAGAUACCUUUUGGCAACACGUAGAAAACCUGUAUGUAGUUUUGCUUGCCACAAGUUGUAUAUCAUUAAACCAAGCUUUUGUAAGCUUAGUCUCAGUGUGCUGAGCCAUAGCCAUUAAUUUUCAGUAUCAUGAGCAGUGGGGGAAAAACUCUUGUCCCCAAAUUUUCACCUGGGCAUUUAAGGGGGAGAGGGAUGUCAUUUCUGGAACAGUCAUUUACCUAAGACUAGUGGUCAGCCUGCUCAGUUUUCUUUAUUGUCCUCAAUUUAAGACGAUAUUGAAAAAAAUGUUUAAAUGAUACUCUCUAGGUAUUUAGAAUGUCUUUAAAUUGUCUUUCAUAUUUUCUAACCAAUAGAUUUAGUAGUUAUUGUAGGGAUGAUGUUGUGUAAGGAAAGGUAGGAAGUAAAAUAAUUGAAUAUACUUUAUAAUGGAGAGCUGUUUGGGGGGGUCUAAAAUAAUUUCAUGUUGUAUUUGCCUUCAAAUAUUUCCUUUUUCCUAAAUUUUCAGCCAUGAACAUUAGAAACAAUUUGAUUUUGUUCAAUUGUUCCUCCUCAAAGAUGAAAAAAGGAGGCUAAUUUUAACACCCCCAAUUUUUAGUAUGUAUGACCUGUUACGUGGGGGGGGGGGGUGUAUAUGUGUGCAUGUGUUUAGGUGUAGAAUACUGAUCUCUUCAUUCAACAUUCACCAAGUGUUAAAAGCUGGUUCCAAAGAAUAAGUUAUAACUUGAAUUAACAUUGUAUUUAAUUAAAGAGAAAAUGUGAAAUAAAGUUGUAAACUUUUUCUUAUUCUUUGACUUUAUGUUGAAAUAAAAGUCCUUUAUGCAUCGGC
Monodelphis domestica (gray short-tailed opossum) is the source of this 3465-nucleotide messenger RNA. NCBI's taxonomy places the organism in Eukaryota, Metazoa, Chordata, Mammalia, Didelphimorphia, Didelphidae. The record is from RefSeq and is a predicted model, not a curated record.